GUUUCCAAGUUGUCAAGGGGCCAUAACUGCUGGUGCCUCUUGGGAGCGAAGCACCUGGAGGCAGGGGGCCCACACCCCAUCCCGUAACAAUGACAGCGGAUGAGUUGGUUUUCUUUGUGAAUGGCAAAAAGGUGGUGGAGAAGAAUGCGGACCCAGAAACAACCCUUUUGGCCUACCUGAGAAGAAAAUUGGGGCUGAGCGGGACCAAGCUGGGCUGUGGAGAAGGGGGCUGCGGGGCUUGCACGGUGAUGCUUUCCAAGUAUGAUCGUUUCCAGAACAAGAUCGUCCACUUUUCUGCCAAUGCCUGCCUGGCCCCCAUCUGCUCUUUGCAUCAUGUUGCCGUGACGACUGUGGAAGGAAUAGGAAGCACCAAGUCGAGGCUGCAUCCUGUGCAGGAGAGAAUUGCCAAAAGCCAUGGCUCCCAGUGCGGGUUCUGCACCCCUGGCAUCGUCAUGAGCAUGUACACGCUGCUCCGGAACCAGCCUGAGCCCACCAUUGAGGAGAUCGAGGAUGCCUUCCAAGGAAACCUGUGUCGCUGCACGGGCUACAGACCCAUCCUCCAGGGCUUCCGGACCUUCGCCAGGGAUGGUGGGUGCUGCGGAGGAAGUGGGAACGACCUGAACUGUUGCAUGAACCAGAAGACAGACCACAAGAUCACUCUCUCGCCAUCUCUAUUCAACCCGGAGGAGUUCACGCCCCUGGAUCCCACCCAGGAGCCCAUCUUCCCCCCAGAGUUGCUGAGGCUGAAAGAUACUCCUCAGAAGCAGCUGCGUUUUGAAGGCGAGCGAGUGACCUGGAUCCAGGCCUCAACCCUGCAGGAGCUGCUGGACCUCAAAGCCCAGGACCCCGAGGCCAAGCUGGUGGUGGGGAACACGGAAAUCGGCAUUGAGAUGAAAUUUAAGAAUAAGCUGUUUCCUAAGAUGGUCUGCCCAGCCUGGAUCCCUGAGCUGAAUUCAGUGGAGCAUGGACCUGAGGGUAUCUCCUUCGGAGCCUCGUGUCCCUUGAGCUUUGUGGAAAAGACGCUGCUCGAUGCAGUCACCAACCUUCCUGCCCACCAAACAGAGGUGUUCAAAGGUGUUUUGGAGCAGCUGCGCUGGUUUGCUGGAAAGCAGGUCAAGUCUGUGGCGUCCAUCGGAGGGAACAUCAUCACCGCCAGCCCCAUCUCUGACCUCAACCCUGUGUUCAUGGCCAGUGGGGCCAAGCUGACCAUCGUGUCCACAGGCACCAGGAGAACGGUUCGGAUGGAUCACACCUUCUUCCCCGCGUACAGAAAGACCCUGCUAGCUCCGGAGGAGAUACUGCUUUCCAUCGAGAUCCCCUACAGCAGGGAGGGUGAGUAUUUCUCAGCCUUCAAGCAGGCCUCUCGGAGAGAAGAUGACAUCGCCAAGGUGACCAGCGGCAUGAGGGUCCUGUUCAACCCGGGAACCGCGCAGGUGAAGGAGCUGGCCCUUUGCUACGGCGGAAUGCACGACAGAACCGUCUCAGCCCUCAAGACCACGCGGAAGCAGAUAUCAAAUUUCUGGAACGAGGAGCUGCUGCAGAACGUGUGUGCGGGCCUGGCGGAGGAGUUGUCCCUGGCCCCCGACGCCCCUGGCGGCAUGGUGGAGUUUCGGCGUACCCUCACCCUCAGCUUCUUCUUCAAGUUCUACCUGACAGUGCUUCAGAAACUGGGCAUACAGAACUCGAAAGAUAAGUGUGGCAAGCUGGACCCCACCCAUGCCAGUGCCACCUUACUCUUUCAGAAAGACCCUCCAGCCAACGUCCAGCUCUUCCAAGAGGUGCCCAAGGGUCAGUGCGAGGAGGACAUGGUGGGUCGGCCCCUGCCCCACCUGGCCGCGGCCAUGCAAGCAUCUGGGGAGGCCGUGUACUGUGACGACAUCCCUCGCUACGAGAAUGAGCUGUCCCUCCGGUUGGUCACCAGCACCCGGGCCCAUGCCAAGAUCAAGUCCAUAGAUACUUCAGAAGCUCAGAAGGUGCCAGGGUUUGUCUGCUUUAUCUCCGCUGAUGAUGUUCCUGGGAGUAAUAUAACUGGAAUUGGUAAUGAUGAAAUGGUGUUUGCAAAGGAUAAGGUGACUUGCAUUGGGCACAUCAUUGGUGCUGUGGUCACCGACACCCGAGAACAUGCCCAGAGAGCCGCUCAAGCAGUGAGAAUCACCUAUGAAGAUCUUCCAGCCAUUAUCACAAUAGAGGAUGCUAUAGCAAAAGACUCCUUUUAUGAGCCUGAGCUGAAGAUAGAGAAAGGAAACCUCACGAAGGGGUUUUCGGAAGCAGACAACAUUGUUUCAGGCGAGUUGUACAUUGGUGGCCAAGAGCACUUCUACCUGGAGACUCACUGCACCAUCGCUGUCCCCAAAGGCGAGGCAGGGGAGAUGGAACUCUUUGUGUCUACACAGAAUACCACGAAGACCCAGAGCUUUGUUGCAAACAUGUUGGGGGUUCCGGCAAACCGGAUUUUGGUCCGGGUGAAGAGAAUGGGAGGAGGCUUUGGAGGGAAAGAGACCCGGAGCACUGUCGUAUCCACAGCAGUGGCUCUGGCUGCAUACAAGACGGGCCGCCCCGUGCGCUGCAUGCUGGAUCGUGACGAGGACAUGCUGAUAACUGGUGGCAGACAUCCCUUCUUGGCCAGAUACAAGGUUGGCUUCAUGAAGACUGGGAGGGUUGUGGCUCUGAAGGUGGAGCAUUACAGCAAUGCAGGGAACACCCUGGAUCUCUCCCAGAGUAUAAUGGAACGAGCUCUCUUCCACAUGGACAACUGUUAUAACAUCCCCAACAUCCGGGGCACUGGGCGGAUGUGCAAGACCAACCUGCCCUCCAACACGGCUUUCAGGGGCUUUGGGGGGCCCCAGGGAAUGUUCAUUGCUGAGCAUUGGAUGAGUGAAGUCGCAGUGACCUGUGGGCUGCCGGCAGAGGAGGUGCGAAGGAAAAACAUGUAUAAGGAAGGGGACCUGACCCACUUCAACCAGAAGCUUGAGGGGUUCACCUUGUCCAGGUGCUGGGAGGAAUGCCUAGCAAGCUCUCAGUAUCAUGCCCGGAAGAGGGAGGUUGACAAGUUCAACGAGGAGAAUUGUUGGAAGAAGAGAGGGUUGUCCGUACUUCCUACCAAGUUUGGAAUAAGCUUCACUGUUCCUUUUCUGAAUCAGGCAGGAGCCCUGGUUCACGUGUAUACAGAUGGCUCUGUGCUGCUGACCCAUGGAGGCACUGAGAUGGGCCAAGGUCUUCACACCAAGAUGGUCCAGGUGGCCAGCAGAACACUGAAAAUCCCCACCUCUAAGAUUUACAUCAGCGAGACAAGCACAAACACCGUGCCUAACACUUCUCCCACAGCUGCCUCUGUCAGCACUGACCUCAACGGACAGGCCGUCUAUGAAGCUUGUCAGACCAUUCUGAAAAGGCUGGAACCCUUCAAGAAAAAGAAUCCCAGUGGCUCCUGGGAAGACUGGGUCACAGCUGCCUACCUGGACGCAGUGAGCUUGUCUGCUACCGGGUUUUAUAAAACACCCAACCUUGGCUACAGCUUUGAGACGAACUCUGGGAAUCCCUUCCACUACUUCAGCUAUGGGGUGGCUUGCUCUGAAGUGGAAAUCGACUGCUUAACAGGAGAUCAUAAAAACCUCCGCACAGAUAUUGUCAUGGAUGUCGGCUCCAGUCUGAACCCUGCCAUUGAUAUUGGACAGGUAGAAGGGGCGUUUGUCCAGGGCCUUGGCCUGUUCACCCUGGAGGAGCUGCACUACUCCCCGGAGGGGAGCCUGCACACCCGUGGCCCCAGCACCUACAAGAUCCCUGCGUUUGGCAGCAUCCCCAGUGAGUUCAGGGUGUCGCUGCUCCGUGACUGUCCCAAUAAGAAGGCCAUCUAUGCGUCCAAGGCUGUCGGCGAACCGCCCCUCUUCCUGGCAGCCUCCAUCUUCUUCGCCAUCAAGGAUGCCAUCCAUGCAGCUCGAGCUGGGAACCCGGAUUGUAAGACGAAGAAGCUUUUCCAGCUAAACAGCCCCGCCACCCCGGAGAAGAUCCGCAACGCCUGCGUGGACCAGUUCACCAGGCUGUGUGUCACUGGCACUGCAGAAAGCUGUAAGCCCUGGUCUGUGAGGGUCUGACGACAAAGCCCCCAGCAGAGGCUGCUUAUUAUGCGCGGGAGUUUCCAUGGAGCUUGAGACAUGCCUGCAGAACAUGAUCUAUACAUGUCAUGGGGUGACGGUGCUGUGAGUCAUCAGGAUGAUGUGUGGAAGCACACGGAAUGCAUUGGAAGAUUUUGUUUUGUUUUCGCUGAAGAUUUUGAUCAAAAAUAUGGUUUGCAAACAUAAUGAUAAGCAAAUUCAGAACUCUUAGGCCCAUGUGGCUAAUAUGCAAUGAGAAUCUUUGUAUGUCUGCUUUAAUCAUGUAUGUCAAAUAGGUGUACGUGCUCUGUCCCAGCUCACAGGCAAGGCUGUAUAGCCUCAGAUGCUGACAGUGUUUGUCCUUCAAAGAAGAUGCCCCCCCAGCCUCCGGAAGCUUCCAUCCUAAACCAGAAAGUCUUCCCUUCAAACCAAUGAACAUCACAUUAUAACCGCUGACCCAUAGUCAACUUUGCAAUGGGACAGUGGGGUGAGAUUCAAAUCCCUAACCACCUUUGAUCAUUGAAGAGAAUAGACACUGAAACGAAUUCAAGGUUAAUCUAACCUUGUUAAGUGGCAGCAAGGAAAUUAUUCUAUACCAUCCAAAGCCGACCAACACAUUUACUGAGCACCUACAAUGUGCUAGGUUUCUUUCUCUUCCCCUUUGUACAGUAAAAGAAAUCAGGUUUAAAAUGUUUCACUCGAGGGGCUCUUGGGUGGCUCAGUUGGUUAAACGUCUGAUUCUUGAUUUCGGCUCAGGUCAUGAUGUCACAGUUCGUGAGAUCGAGCCCAGUGCUGGGCUCUGUGCUGACAGUGCACAGAGCCUGAUUGGGAUCUUCUCUCUCUCUCUCUCCCUCUGUCUCUGCCUCUCCCAUGUGCGUGUUCUCUCUGUCUCUCAAAACCAAUAAACUUUAUAAAAAAUUAAAAAUCUUC
Molecule: messenger RNA, 5021 nt
Organism: Lynx canadensis (Canada lynx)
Lineage: Eukaryota; Metazoa; Chordata; Mammalia; Carnivora; Felidae
Product: xanthine dehydrogenase/oxidase
Exons: 36
Coding region: 90-4091 (1333 amino acids)
Molecular function (GO): molybdenum ion binding; FAD binding; molybdopterin cofactor binding
Source: RefSeq, a predicted model, not a curated record